UGCUGGAAGUAUUCUGGGAAACUAACAGAAAUGACCAACGUCUUCCAUCACGUUCGGAAUUUUAUAGAGCAACAACCUGCACCUGCUAAAACAUUAGAGAAAUCAUCAUCUCCAAACAUUUUAUACACAGCUCUUCCGAAGCAUUGGAGAUCAAAUAAAUCAUUUCAAGAACCAUUUUAUGUUGUAUUACUAACGCCUGUUCCAGAUAAUACAGAAGUAUCAAUUUGGGCUGGAAAUGACGAAAAACCAUGCGAAGAAGUUCGAAAUGAGAAAGCAAAAGUGCAUCGACAAGUGGCAAAAUUUAACGAUUUGCGGUUUGUCGGGCGGUCCGGCAGAGGCCGAAAAUUCCAUUUGACAAUCGUUAUACAUUCGGCGCCGAUGAUGGUGGCCACCGUCAAAAAUGUGAUCAAGGUUACGGUUGAUGGACCAAGGGAUGCGAGAAUACCAAAACCACAAGGAUCUUUGAAACGGCAGGCAGAACAGCAGACAAUAUUCCCAAAUGAUAUUAUCCGAACGCCUGGACCACCGAUGCCAAUGACAAUGAUUCCACCACCAUGGUUUCCUUUACCAAUGACUCAAACUUUCCCCCCAUCAUUUUUUCCGCUUAUCUCUCCAGGACCACAUCCUUCUAUCUCAGCUGCACUUUGGAAAAUUCACAGCGAAUCGAUGAAAACUCCGAUUAAACAAAAAGUUGAACAGGAAAAUGUAUCCCUUAAUACGUCUACAUGCCUAUCAUCUCCAUCAAUUUUUAUAACUCCAACUUCUGAUGAUCGGAAGUUAAAACGACCAUCUUCUCCUCGUUCAAUCACAAAAUCAUCAGAAACUUCAAUUAAUUUAAUUCAAGAAACUCCGGAAUCUGUAGAAUCAAAAAGACGAAGAAAUGUAUCAAUAACUUCAUCGAAUAGUUCUUCUCCGACUAUUUGGAGGCCUUUUUAAUCUUAAAAAUAUUCAUUAUUUUACCACAACACACCAAAUUUCUCUCAAUUUCCAAAUCUCAAUUGUUUCCUACCUCUUCAGUCACUUUUCUCAAUAUUCUCGUUUUAAAACACGUUCAACGGGUUCAUUUAACGGUUUUCAACCUUUUUUGUAUAAUAAUACAAGUUUUGAUCUAAAUCGGAAUAGAUUAUCAUCAUAUCUAAUAAAGUUUCAGGUUUGAA
Molecule: messenger RNA, 1157 nt
Organism: Caenorhabditis elegans
Lineage: Eukaryota; Metazoa; Nematoda; Chromadorea; Rhabditida; Rhabditidae
Gene: rnt-1
Product: Runt-related transcription factor rnt-1
Exons: 8
Coding region: 31-936 (301 amino acids)
Biological process (GO): regulation of DNA-templated transcription
Cellular component (GO): nucleus
Molecular function (GO): ATP binding; DNA binding; DNA-binding transcription factor activity
Source: RefSeq, marked reviewed